AGAAGCGCCUCGCUGGUCCGCAGAUGUUCUUCUGAAGUCGCUCCGUUCGUCGCUGUUGCUUCUGCAGAGUUCACCUGAGGUCAGCAGCAUGUCCCGCGGGUCCAACGCCGGCUUUGACCGACACAUCACCAUCUUCUCCCCGGAAGGCAGGCUCUACCAAGUCGAGUACGCCUUCAAAGCCAUCUCUCAGAGCGGUCUGACGUCGGUCGGCAUUCGGGGGUCGGACUGCACCGUCGUGGUCACGCAGAAGAAAGUGCCGGACAAGCUGCUGGACUCCUCUACUGUGACCAACAUGUUUAAGCUCACCCCCCUCAUCGGCUGUGUGAUGACGGGCCACAACGCGGACAGCCGCUCUCAGGUCCAUCGAGCACGGGUCGAAGCUGGGGAAUGGAAGUACAAGUUUGGCUACGACAUCACGGCGGAUGUGCUGUGUCGCAGGCUGGCAGACAUCUCGCAGGUCUACACGCAGAACGCAGAGAUGAGACCUUUAGGCUGCUGUAUGAUCCUGGUGGCAAUCGACCCCCAGCUUGGCCCCGUCCUGUAUAAAUGUGAUCCGGCUGGCUACUACUGCGGCUUCAGGGCCACGGCGGUUGGUGCCAAACAGACAGAGGCCAAUAGCUUCUUAGAGAAGAAACUGAAGAAGAAGCCUGCGUUAGACCUCGAUAAGACAGUACAGUUGGCCAUCUCCUGUCUAUCCACUGUGCUCGCUAUUGACUUCAAGGCCCAUGAGCUGGAGAUCGGCAUCGUGACCAAAGACAAACCUAAAUUCAGGACUCUGACGGAUGCUGAGAUUGAAGCUCACCUUGUCGCCAUAGCGGAGCGGGAGUAGAGGUCCCCCAGGUGCCAACCGGAAUAUCAAACCAGCAUUACAGCGUUCACCAAAUUGGUUUAACAGUUGGACCGUGAGAGCACCCUGUCCUGGAGAAGGAUUAGUUUUGCAGAUCAAUAAGAAUUUAGAUGAUAACGUUCAUAAUGCAGGAUCAGUGUAAUGUUAGAGCUCUGAAGAAAGACCUUCAUCAAUGUUUGAUGUUCAUGUCAUCAUGUUCUGCAACCAAUGUGUUUAUUAAUAAACAUGUCCACGGGUUUUCACAAUAAAACAGAA
Molecule: messenger RNA, 1102 nt
Organism: Oryzias melastigma (Indian medaka)
Lineage: Eukaryota; Metazoa; Chordata; Actinopteri; Beloniformes; Adrianichthyidae
Gene: psma6l
Product: proteasome 20S subunit alpha 6, like
Exons: 7
Coding region: 89-829 (246 amino acids)
Biological process (GO): ubiquitin-dependent protein catabolic process
Cellular component (GO): cytosol; proteasome core complex, alpha-subunit complex; nucleus
Source: RefSeq, a predicted model, not a curated record